GGGCCGCCUCCCGGCAUGAGGAGCUGCAAGAUGGUGCGGGUGGCCAGCGUGCUGGGGCUGGUGAUGCUCAGCAUCGCGCUGCUCAUCCUCUCCCUCAUCAGCUACGUCUCUCUCAAGAAGGACAACAUCUUCGGCGCGCCCCGUGGCGCCGGCCCGGGGGGACCCCGCAUGUACAUGUUCCACGCGGGAUUCAGGUCCCAAUUCGCGCUGAAGUUCCUGGACCCCUCGUUCGUCCCCAUUACAAAUUCGCUGGGCCAUGAGCUGCAGGAGAAGCCCUCCAAGUGGGUGUUCAACCGGACAGCGUUUGCGCAGCAGAGGCAAGAAAUUCUUCAGCACGUCGAUGUCAUAAAAAAUUUUUCUUUGACCAAGAAUAGUGUUCGGAUUGGACAGCUGAUGCAUUAUGAUUAUUCCAGUCAUAAGUAUGUUUUUUCUAUAAGCAAUAACUUCAGAUCACUGCUUCCGGAUGUGUCACCGAUCCUGAAUAAACAUUACAACGUUUGUGCCGUGGUUGGUAACAGUGGAAUCCUGACUGGGAGUCAGUGUGGGCAAGAAAUAGAUAAGUCUGAUUUCGUUUUUCGCUGCAACUUUGCUCCAACUGAAGCAUUCCAAAAAGAUGUUGGAAGGAAAACCAAUCUCACAACCUUCAACCCCAGCAUCCUGGAAAAGUAUUACAACAAUCUUCUGACCAUUCAGGAUCGCAACAACUUCUUUUUGAGCUUAAAAAAGCUUGAUGGGGCCAUUCUUUGGAUCCCCGCUUUCUUCUUCCACACGUCAGCAACGGUCACAAGAACACUGGUUGACUUCUUUGUAGAGCAUCGAGGCCAACUAAAGGUCCAGUUGGCUUGGCCAGGAAAUAUAAUGCAGCACGUUAACAGAUACUGGAAAAACAAACACUUGUCACCCAAGCGGCUGAGCACAGGUAUUCUCAUGUAUACCCUUGCUUCUGCCAUAUGUGAAGAGAUUCACUUGUAUGGAUUCUGGCCCUUCGGGUUUGACCCCAACACAAGGGAGGACCUCCCGUACCACUACUAUGACAAGAAAGGAACCAAGUUCACCACCAAGUGGCAAGAGUCCCACCAGCUGCCUGCAGAGUUCCAGCUGCUCUACAGGAUGCACGGUGAAGGACUGGCCAAACUGACCUUGUCGCAUUGUGCCUAAGAACCUAAAUCUUGAAGUGCCAAAUGAUUGUCUAAAAAGUGCCCAAAUCUGA
This is a messenger RNA of Numida meleagris (helmeted guineafowl), 1210 nucleotides long. It is a transcript of the gene ST8SIA3, whose product is annotated as ST8 alpha-N-acetyl-neuraminide alpha-2,8-sialyltransferase 3. The transcript is spliced from 4 exons. Gene Ontology annotation, molecular function: alpha-N-acetylneuraminate alpha-2,8-sialyltransferase activity. Bases 16 to 1158 code for a protein of 380 amino acids. The record is from RefSeq and is a predicted model, not a curated record. Lineage: Eukaryota; Metazoa; Chordata; Aves; Galliformes; Numididae. Gene Ontology annotation, biological process: oligosaccharide metabolic process; N-glycan processing.